AUGGAAGACAUUGCAAGAGAAGCAGAAAGUGCAGCUUCAAGUCAGAGAAUGGGACAGAUCUACCAAGUAACUAAACAACUAAGUGGUAAAAAAGCAAAGAUUAAUAUGCCUAUUAAAGACAAAAACAACAACAUGCUAACAACAGAACGAGAUCAAUGUUUGAGAUGGAAGGAACAUUUUCAAGAGGUUCUUAAUCGAAAAGAUCCAGAUAAUCUAGCAAUUAUUCCUGAGGCACCUUUUGACCUUGAAAUAGACACAGAUCCACCUUCAAAACAAGAAAUACAGAAAGCCAUUAAAAGCUUGAAAAACAAAAAGGCACCUGGCACAGACCAACUAAAUGCAGAACUUUUUAAGAUAGAUCCAAUGCAAGCAGCGGAAACUUUACAUCCAGUAUUCCAGAAAAUAUGGAAACAAGCUGUUAUUCCUAACAAGGCUGUGGAUAAGAAACUAAGACAAGAACAAGCUGGUUUCAGAAAAGGUAGAGGCUGUAUAGACCACAUAUUUGUACUACGUAACAUCUUAGAACAGUGUCAUGAGUGGCAGAGAAAACUUCUAGUAAAUUUUGUGGACUACGAAAAAGCGUUUGACAGCUUACACAGAGAAAGUCUUUGGGAAAUUCUGAGAAACUAUGGAAUACCAAGUAAAAUAGUGCAACUCAUCACGCAGUUCUAUACAAACCUCUCAUGUACCAUCAACUCUGAAGCUGACACUAGUUUCCAUGUUAAAUCUGGAGUGAGGCAAGGAUGCGUCAUUUCAUCUGUGCUGUUUAUAAUUGCUAUUGAUUGGGUAAUGAGAACAACCCUAGCAGAAAGUAACACCGGACUGAGAUGGACACUUUGUACCAUGCUUGAGGGCACAGACUAUGCUGAUGAUUUAGCACUUUUAUCGCAUACCGCAGAUUAUAUGCAGGAGAAGACCAAAAAACUAGAAGAAACAGCUAAAAUGAUCGGGCUUAAGAUCAAUGCCAAAAAGACAAAGUUAAUGUACCUCAAUAUAGAGAGACAACCUGUAAUAUUUAUAGAAGGGAAACAGGUGGAAACAGUCGACUCAUUCAACUAUCUAGGCAGUUGUAUAACAACAGAAGGUGGUACUGAAAGAGAUAUUAAGAUAAGGAUAGGAAAAGCUAGAUCCGCAUUCAUAAGAUUAGGCAACAUCUGGAAAACAGCAGCCUUUUCAAAGAAGACCAAGCUCAGGCUCUACAACAGCUGUGUAUUAUCUGUACUCCUAUAUGGCUCAGAGUGCUGGAGAAUGACUGACAAAGAUAUCAACAGACUCUCCAGCACAUGCCUGCGGAAGAUAGUGAAAAUAUUCUGGCCAAACAAAAUCUCCAACAAGGAUCUGCAUGAGAUAACCAGCACCAACGACAUGGAGACUUUGCUAAUACAAAAAAGAUGGAGGUGGCUUGGUCAUGUUAUACGCAAACCAUCUAAUGACAUGACCAAGGUAGCCCUUAGAUGGACAUCAGAGGGGAAAAGAAAAAGAGGCCGACCUAAAACUACAUGGAGACGCACCAUAGAAAAUGAGCUAAAAGAAAGGGGAUAUACCUGGGGCACGGUGGAAAGAAAAGCAAACAACCGAGAAAAGUGGAGGAAACUUGUCCUUGCCCUAUGUGCCAUUAGGCAUAGCAAGGACUAA
Molecule: messenger RNA, 1635 nt
Organism: Mytilus trossulus (common blue mussel)
Lineage: Eukaryota; Metazoa; Mollusca; Bivalvia; Mytilida; Mytilidae
Exons: 2
Coding region: 1-1635 (544 amino acids)
Source: RefSeq, a predicted model, not a curated record